Molecule: messenger RNA, 1029 nt
Organism: Clonostachys byssicola
Lineage: Eukaryota; Fungi; Ascomycota; Sordariomycetes; Hypocreales; Bionectriaceae
Source: the annotation of a GenBank genome assembly
AUGCCCCUAAGCAGUUUCCUAGACGACUACAGCGAGGGCGCACACCCACAUAUCCUGGACAAACUCUGCGAAACCAAUCUCUCACAGCAAAAGCCAUACGGUGACGACGAGUACUCCGAUAAGGCCAAAGAACAUCUCCGAGAUAAAUUGCAGUCUCCUGAUGCCGCAAUUUAUUUUGUAGCGAGCGGCACCCUCGCCAACAUAAUAUCCAUUGCAAACUGCCUACGUCCACACGAAGCCGUCAUCUCAGCUAGUAGUGGGCAUAUACUAGUUAGAGAGACCGGUGCAAUCGAGGCUAUAGGACACAAGAUCAUUGUUGUUGACCAGGAAAACGGGAAAUUAACACCCAAGGGUAUACAAGAUGCGCUACACAAGAAUGCACACUACCCUCAUAUGGCGAAGCCCCGGCUUGUGUAUCUAUCAAACGCUACGGAGGUCGGCACUCUCUAUACCAGGGCUGAGCUGACCGCCGUCUCCCUCCUAUGCCGGCAACGCGGCCUGCUUCUCUUCGUUGAUGGCGCUCGUCUCGGAGCCGCCUUGUCAGCGGUGAAGAAUGACGUGACACUACCAGACCUGGUCCGGUUAACAGACCUCUUCUGGAUUGGUGGCACGAAGGUGGGGAUGCUACUCGGCGAAGCCAUUGUUAUCAACAACAAAGCUCUCGCAGAAGACUUCUCGUUCCAUAUUAAGCAACGUGGAGGCCUCCUCGCCAAGGGUCGGAUCCUCGGAGUCCAGUUCCUGGAGAUGUUCCGUUCCAAUCUCUACUUUGAGUUGGCGAAGCACGCCAACGAAAUGGCACAGCUCCUAUCCUCUGGUCUUACGGGCGCAGGAUACAAGUUGGAUGCUGAAACAGAAACUAAUCAGGUGUUUGCUAUUCUACCAAAUGCCUUGAUUGCAAAGCUUCAAAACGAGUUUCAAUUCUAUGUAUGGGAAGAAGUUCCUGGCGAUAAGGCUGUGGUUCGCCUUGUCACUUCAUGGGCAACGAGCAAAGAGCAGGUCGCCGCCUUUGUGAAAAGGUUAGACGGCUAA